UAUUUGAAAAUGGAAAAAGAUCCAGAUAUUAAGAUGCCGCGAAGAAGUACAACUACAAAGAAAUCUGAAACAGGAACUAGAAGGAAAAUGCAGCAGAAAACUCUUGAAGAACUAGAAUCUCGGAAAGUGAUAGAAUGUCGUUGUUCUCCCGUUUCGGUUUUCACAACGAUAAAUUCUCUUACAAAAGAGCAAAAACUUGAAGUUGAUAAAAUGGGAUUCUCAUCCAUGAAGGCUAUUCAAGAUUGGAAAAUUGAUAGGCGGUUAUUCCUCGCACUUGCUAAAUCAUAUAACACAACAACAAGCAAACUGGAAUUAGUGCUAGGGGAUAUCGAUGUGACAACAGACAAAAUUGGGUUAGCUAUAGGAUUACCUUCAAUUGGUAAAAUUUUUCCAGAAGAAGAAGAUUGGACUUCAGAGCAAAAAAGAUUAGUUGCCCCAUUCAAGUCUGUGACAAACCCAUGGUUACAAGAAAUUAUCUAUUACCACAAAGACACAUUCGGAGAUAAGGAAAAUUAUAUGGGACCUCCACCACCAUGGAUUGCUUAUUGGGAUAAAGAAAAACUUGCAAAGAAGUUGACACAGGAGUAA
Molecule: messenger RNA, 588 nt
Organism: Arachis ipaensis
Lineage: Eukaryota; Viridiplantae; Streptophyta; Magnoliopsida; Fabales; Fabaceae
Source: RefSeq, a predicted model, not a curated record